AUGUCUAGAGCAUCACAGUUUGUGCAAUUAAUAGAUGAAUGCAACCUAUUGGAUUUGGGAGCCAAGGGCCUUAGGUUCACAUGGUAUCGUAAACAACUCAAAUCCGUUUUAGCUAAACACCUUGACAAAGCUCUAUGUGACACACAUUGGCAAACCUUGUUUCCAAAUGCCUUUGUGGAGAACCUUUUUCAGGUUUAUUCUGAUCAUUGUCCUCUGCUUGUUAGGUUUGGCAGCUUACGUGAAACGAGAAAGGACUGCCCCUUCAAGUUCCAAGCUGCUUGGGCAACUCAUAGAGGUUUCGAGAAAAUUGUUAAGGAUGCUUGGACAAGGAGCUUGCCAACUCUUGUGAAUGGUUUGAAUGCAGUUAUGAAGGAGGCCAUUGAGUUUAACAGGAAUGUUUUUGGUAAUAUAUUCUCGAGAAAACGGGAGGUUCAGGCUAGACUUAAGGGUGUCCAGCUUGAACUAGAAAAGUGUGAAUCUGAGGUUCUCUUUAGACUUGAGAAUAAACUCUAG
Messenger RNA from Cajanus cajan (pigeon pea), 513 nucleotides. NCBI's taxonomy places the organism in Eukaryota, Viridiplantae, Streptophyta, Magnoliopsida, Fabales, Fabaceae. The record is from RefSeq and is a predicted model, not a curated record.